Cynara cardunculus var. scolymus (artichoke) is the source of this 2126-nucleotide messenger RNA. RefSeq lists its product as uncharacterized. NCBI's taxonomy places the organism in Eukaryota, Viridiplantae, Streptophyta, Magnoliopsida, Asterales, Asteraceae. The record is from RefSeq and is a predicted model, not a curated record. Bases 678 to 1973 code for a protein of 431 amino acids. The transcript is spliced from 4 exons.
AUAUUCCCAUGAUAAAAACAAAACCUUCAAAAUGAAAAACACUCCAUAUGUUUUCGCGGCUUUGUGCUUCGAGCUGUGUCGUAGUGGGUGUGGGUCUUUCUGACAAUAUUCUCUGUACGGGUUCCUCCUUUUUCUCUCGCUAAAUCUAAUCAAAACUAGGCUGUUUUUUUAAUUACUAGUUGAAUUGAACCAAAAAUCCAAAAACACAUCAACACUUGGAACUUGGAAGCAAGUAUCCACUGUUUGCACUUCUCCUUGCUCUAUUUUAACCAAAAUCACUUCUUCUAGGGUUUCAUUUGGUGUAUCUCGUCUUGCCUUUACCAAGCUUUAACGUUGUUUCUUGUCUUGUACAUAACAUCUGUUUUGUAAGAGGUUCAUCGGAGAAUUGUUUUCUUUUCUUGCGGAUUUAUGUCGGUUCUUAUAGAUUCUGUAUCAAGGAAAAAAAACCCUCUUUUGUACAUGAAGGAUCUGGAUAUCGAAAAUGGGAUCAGAUCUCAUGUCCAUCUGUUGGUCUAAUGUGAUGGGUCUUUUGUCAAAUUCUGGUUUCGUCAUUGUUUGAUAGCAUCAUUUAUGAAUCUCCUGUAUACCACUUGGGGUUUUUCUGUAUCCAACUUGUUUUUAUACCAGGAUCCUAGUAGCACUGCUUUUGCAUCUUCUUUCAAGAAAAAAAAUAUUUGAUGGAGUUCCUUAAGUUGAAAAAGUUCAGAAAAACCCACAAACCAAACCUAGAAAAGGAGCCUGUGCCUGUGCCUGAAGAACCCAAGAAAGAAAAUGGUGAUGACUUGGGGAAGUCGGUGGAUGUUGAUAACGCUACAGAGGUUGAUGAGGACGAUGAUGAUUUUAUCAUGAAUGAGGUCAAGAGGAGGUUGAAAGAGCUGAGAAGGAACCGUUUUAUGGUACUGAUACCGGAAGAAACAUGUCCAGAAGAGGAUGAGGAGGAGGAGGGUGAAGCGAGCUCCAAUGAGUGGAGGGAUGUGGAAGCGGAAGGGCGACAACUGUGGUCUUGUUUUGGUGCAUUCUACGAUAAAUAUUGUGAGCGCAUGCUGUUUUUUGAUCGUCUUACUACACAGCUGUUGAAAGAAAUUGAAUCUACUACAGUCACAGGUUCACACAAUCCCUCCACUCCAUCACCAAGGUCUGUGUCCAAGAAGCUUACAUCCCCCCUUCGAUGCCUAUCUUUGAGAAAGAUCGAACAUCCUGAAGAUGAUGAUGAUGCAGAGCAGCUUCAGCAACCAGAGAAUGAUCCAUACCUGGAUCUUGAGACAGCAUAUGUAUCUCAACUGUGCUUGACUUGGGAGGCACUCCACUGGCAGUAUUCACAACUAAGCCAGAAAAUCACAUGUCAGUCUGAAAGUUCCAAAUGUUACAACCAUAGUGCUCAGCAGUUCCAGCAGUUCCAGGUUUUGCUGCAACGAUUUAUUGAAAAUGAACCUUUCGAGCGUGGUCUCAGGCCUGAAAUUUAUGCUCAGACCAGAAAUUCGUUUUCGAAACUUAUGCAGGUUCCAAAUAUAUUAGGUCAAGAUAGAAAAGAGAUGACAGAAGAGGAAUCAGAUAUGCUGGUGCAUGCACCAGAUCUUAUCAGAAUAAUCGAGAGCUCAAUUCUUACUUUUCAACUGUUCAUAAAGAUGGACAAGAAGAAGUCAAAUGGUGUUCGAAAUCUAUUUGGAGGCCAGAACCAGAUGGCUACCCCUCUUCAGCAGGUUCAAUCUUUACUGGAGAAGAGGAAGGUGAAAUUGAAGGAACUGUGGAAAAGGAGGAAGGGUGGGAAAAAGAAUCAGUGGCCUGCAACACAAGAGGAGGUGGAGUUGUUACUUGGGCUUAUAGAUGUAAAGGUGAUAAGCAGGGUGCUGAGGAUGGUGAAGAUUAGCAAAGAGCAGUUGUUUUGGAGUGAAGAAAAGAUGAAAAAACUAGAUAUAUCAGCAGCAACCGGAAAACUCCAAAGGGAUCCAUCUCCCAUUCUUUUCCCUUGUUGAUAAUGACAUCAUCUUUUUUAAGAAAUCUGGCUAGCGUCCUUUGGUUUUGAGGUGGAUGGCUCAUCUGGUCCUAGCCAGGUAUUUUGUUUAAGAAGCAUUGCAAGGGAUUUUGUUAUUUGAUGAUAUAUGCAAUGCAAAGUAAAUCUUUCUUCC